CUGAGAGCGGAGAAACACAGCUGUGCCACAGAGACUCAGAGCAGUGAGAAAGACAGAGACAGUAAGAAACACAGAGCAGGUGAGAGCAAAAACAAUGCCCGUAAGGAGAAGACAGCUGAACAUUACACAGAAGAUGAAAUUACGUCUCAAACAAAAGAAGAACCUGAGAUAGUUUUUAUUUUAUUUUAAGCAAGAGAGUGAAACUCAAGGGGGGAACCUGAACUCUCAGGAGAGCUGUGGAUCUGAAACAACAAAGCAAUGAGCUCACUGUCUCUGGAUUGAAUGAACUCAACAUAAAGAGAAGAAUCCUUGUGAGAAGAAAUUGGAGACCAACAUGUGGACAAACUAGAGAUGAAGACAAAUACAACAGGGAUUUUAGGACUGCCUGAACAGUCUGUUUAAAACUUUUUUCCAUUUUUGAUUUUCUGGAACAAUGCUUUCAAUGUUUUUUUGUGUUUGUUCAUGCUGACACUACUGUAGAACCAUCAUGUACUGCUGAAGGACAGUUUUGAUAAUAGACUGCUAGUCCAAGAGUAGGACAGACUCUUGGGACUCGUGGAGACAUGUCUCUAGAAGAUGUAGGAAGCACGAACAGCCUUGGAGCUGAAAGCAUCACCUCAGACCACUGCAAUGGCCACUCUCUGAGCCAAGGGCAGGACCAGGAUCUGGACCACCAGAACCAAGGCCAGGAUGGGGUAGUUAUGGAGCGGUUUGCCUCUCUGUCAUUGGACAUGUAUGACGCCAGUGACUUCAUUGGGAGGUUUACUAAGGUCCAGUCUAGGUACAAAAAGAGGACAAGGAUCUGUGGAGCCUCCCCAGUGGGACUGAAGCCCCCCAUCCCGCCAGUCAGUGGAACCUUAGGAGAGAGGAAGGGUCCUGUCGUCAUGGCGCCCGUCAAUGUGGACCCUGAGAGUAAGCCGGGCGAAUUCGUCCUGAAAAGCCUGUUCGCCAACUUCACCUUGCUCUCCGAACGCAAGAUCCGCAUCAUCAUGGCCGAACCCCUGGAGAAGCCACUUAACAAAUCUCUGCAGAGAGGAGAGGACACACAGUUUGACCAGUUGAUCAGCAGUAUGAGUUCUCUUGCAGAGUACUGCCUGCCGUCCAUCCUGAGGACUCUGUUCGACUGGUACAAGAGGCAGAACGGCCUGGAAGACGAGUCCCACGAAUAUCGACCCAGGGCCAACACCAAGUCAAAAAAUGAUGAGCAACAGAAAGACUACUUACUGGAGAGGAGAGACCUGUCGAUAGACUUCAUCUUUUCUCUUGUACUUAUAGAAGUUUUGAAGCAGAUCCCCCUUCAUCCUCUUUUGGAUGGACUCAUCCAAGAAGUAAUAAACCUGGCCUUCAAGCACUUCAAAUACAAAGAAGGGUAUCUUGGACCUAACACAGCUAACAUGCACAUAGUGGCUGACCUCUACGCUGAGGUGGUGGGAGUUGUUGCUCAGUCCAGGUUCCCGGCAGUGAAGAAGAAGUUCAUCUCGGAGCUGAAGGAGCUGAGGCCGAAGGAGCAGAGCCCCUACGUCAUCCAGUCCACUAUCAGCCUCAUCAUGGGACUCAAGUUCUUCCGCAUCAAAAUGUACCCAGUGGAAGACUUUGAAGCCUCCUUCCAGUUCAUGCAGGAGUGUGCGCAGUAUUUCUUGGAAGUGAAGGAUAAAGACAUUAAACACUCAUUAGCUGGACUCUUUGUGGAGAUACUUGUACCUGUUGCAGCUACUGUGAAGAACGAGGUGAACGUUCCGUGUCUACGUAACUUUGUCGAAAGUUUAUACGAUACCACACUGGACCUUUCCUCUAGGAAAAAACACUCUCUGGCUCUGUAUCCUCUGGUGACUUGCCUGCUGUGCGUCAGUCAGAAGCAGUUCUUCCUCAGCCGCUGGCACAUUUUCCUCAACAACUGCCUCUCAAACCUCAAGUUCAAUAGAGUCCCUAAGUUUACAACCAUCGCACUAAUCGAUUUGUAUGAGGUAUCUUCUCUCUGGUUUAUUUGUACAAAAUGUCAUAACAACCCCUCCUCCCACAGUCGUCUGACCUCCAUCACCUCCACUCUGUUCCCCAAAGGGAGCCGGAGCGUGGUGCCCAGAGACAUGCCCCUUAAUAUCUUUGUCAAGAUCAUCCAGUUUAUUGCACAGGAGAAACUGGAUUUCGCCAUGAAGGAGAUCAUAUUUGACCUGCUGAGUGUUGGGAAACCAGCCAAAGCCUUCAGUCUCAACCCAGAGCGGAUGAACAUAGGUCUCCGGGCGUUCCUGGUGAUAGCAGAUGCUCUGCAACAGAAGGACGGAGAGCCUCCCAUGCCCAACACAGGGGCCACUCUACCCUCUGGAAACUCUCUGAAGAAGAAGAAAACUUAUCUCAGCAAGACACUAACUGAAGAGGAAGCCAAACUAAUAGGCAUGUCAUUGUACUACUCCCAGGUGCGAAAGUCUCUGGACAACAUCCUGAGACACUUGGACAAAGAGGUGGGUCGAUGUAUGAUGCUCACCAGCGUCCAGAUGCUCAACAAAGAACCAGAAGACAUGAUCACUGGUGAAAGGAAGCCUAAGAUCGACCUGUUCAGAACAUGUGUGGCUGCCAUUCCUCGUAUCCUUCCCGAUGCCAUGUCCAAACCGGAGCUCAUCGACCUGCUCUCACGACUUACUGUGCACAUGGACGAUGAGCUUCGUCUUAUUUCCCAGAACUCCCUGCAGAGCCUGUUGCUCGAUUUCUCCGACUGGAGGGAGGACGUCCUGUUUGGUUACACACAUUUCCUGUUGCGCGAGGACGAUGACAAACCCAUGAUAGAGGUCAUGGACCAGCUGAGCCCGGCUGUAAUGGACAGCUUUGUUCAUGCUGUGUCUGACUCCUCCACCUUGCCUCUCAACCACCAUGUUGACCUGCAGUGGCUGGUGGAGUGGACGGCUCGGCUGGUGAGCAGCUCCUACGACGUGAAGAGUCCGAGUCACGUCUGGAUCUUUGCUCAGUGUCUCAAGGACCCCUGGGUGCUCUGUCUGCACAUCUUCUUGCGGCAGGAGCACCUUCCCAAACACUGCCCCACCGCCCUGGGGUACGCCUGGCCCUACGCCUUCACACGGCUACAGCUGCUGCAGCCUCUGGUCGACCCCAACAGUCCAGUGAAUGCGAAGAAGACGAGCACGGCAGGAUCCAGUGACAACUACAUCUCUCUGUGGCGGAACUACCUGAUCAUGUGUCUCGGCGUGGCUAAGCCGAGCAUCAUGUCCCCCGGUCACCUCAGAGCCUCCACACCAGAGAUCACAGCCACCACGCCCGACGGCAGCGUCACCUAUGACAACAAGGUUAUAGGCACUCCUUCGGUAGCCUGGCUUUUAAAACAGCUCGUCCCACUGAUGAGAGCUGAGAGUUUGGAGAUCACCGAGUCGCUGGUGCUGGGGUUCGGAUGCACAAACGCUCUUGUCUUUAGGGAGCUAGUCGAAGAACUCCAUCCACUGAUGAAGGAAGCACUGGAACGUAGGCCUGAGAACAAGAAGCGCAGAGAGAGGAGGGAUCUUCUCCGGCUGCAGCUGCUGAGGAUCUUUGAGCUGCUGGCUAACGCAGGAGUUAUCAGUGACAGCACCAAUGGAGCACUGGAGCGUGACUCCCUGGCCCUGGGUGCCCUGUUCCUAGAGUAUGUGGAUCUGACCCGCAUGCUCCUGGAGGCUGAGAAUGAGAAGGAGCUGGAUGUGCUUAAAGACAUCAGGGCCCAUUUCAGCGGGAUGGUGGCUAAUCUCAUCCAGUGUGUUCCUGUCCACCACAGGCGCUUUCUCUUCCCUCAGCAGUCUCUGAGACAUCAUCUCUUCAUCCUCUUCAGCCAAUGGGCUGGACCCUUCAGUGUCAUGUUUACUCCCCUCGACCGUUACAGUGACCGCAACCAUCAGAUCACUCGCUACCAGUACUGUGCUCUCAAAGCCAUGUCAGCAGUUCUGUGUUGCGGUCCAGUGUUUGACAAUGUGGGUCUUUCCACUGACGGCUAUCUUUACAAAUGGCUCGACAACAUCUUGGCUUGUCAUGACAUACGGGUGCACCGGCUGGGCUGUGAGGUGGUCAUCCUGCUCUUAGAACUGAACCCAGACCAAAUCAACCUGUUCAACUGGGCCGUGGACCGCUGCUUCACAGGAUCUUACCAGCUGGCGUCUGGCUGCUUCAAGGCCAUCGCCACCGUCUGCGGGAACAGGAAUUACCCAUGUGACCUUGUGACCCUUCUCAAUCUGGUGUUGUUCAAAGCUUCAGACACCAGCAGGGAAAUAUAUGAGAUCUCCAUGCAGCUGAUGCAGGUGCUGGAGUCUAAGCUGUGUGCGUACUCUAAGCGGAUGGUGGAGCAGAAGCCGGGUAAUAUUCUGUAUGGAACGCACGGCCCCCUGCCUCCUCUGUACAGCGUCAACCUGUCUCAACUCUCCAUCCAGCUGGCCAGCAUGUACCCAGAGCUCACACUGCCGCUUUUCUCAGAGGUGAGCCAGCGAUUCUCAACAACCCACUCCAACGGCAGGCAGAUCAUGCUCUCCUACCUGCUGCCCUGGCUCAGUAACCUAGAGCUAGUGGACACGGGGCUCCUACCCCCGUCCUCAAGCCCCUGCACACCAGAGGAGGAACCCCACGGUCCGGGGCAGGGCAUGGGUCUGGCCCCCAGUCUGAGGGGCAGCGGAUGGGGCUCCCUGCAGGCCACCUCGCUAGUGCUCAAUAACCUCAUGUUCAUGACUGCUAAGUAUGGAGACGAGGUCCCUGGCCCAGAGAUCGAGAGUGCCUGGAACGUUCUGGUGUCCAACGAGAGGUGGAGCAACAACCUGCGGAUCGCCCUGCAGUUCCUGGUCAGCCUGUGUGGAGUCAGCAGUGAUACCACGCUGUUGCCUUAUAUAAAGAAGGUGGUGAUCUACCUGUGUCGCAACAACACCAUCCAGACGAUGGAGGAGCUGCUGUUUGAGCUGCAGCAGACGGACCCCGUGAACCCUGUCGUCUUGCACUGCGACAACCCUCCCUUCUAUCGCUUUGCUGCCAGCAACAAGGCCUCCACAUCACAGACAGGCACCACGUCUAGCAGUAACACUGUGGUGGCGGGCCAGGAGAACCUGACUGACACAGAAGAGGUCAAGCUGGUCAGAGAGAGUGAAGAGCGAAUGGCCAGGGCUCACAACAGAUUGGAGUCUCGCUACAGCAACAGCUCCGGAGGCUCCUACGAGGAUGAGAAGGCGGACCCUCUCCCGCCAUAUGCCGGCUGGAUCCUGGGUGUCCUGGAGACCAACCAUCCUCAGCCGUUACCCAUGCCUGUAAACGGAGGCUGCUGGGCCCCUCUGGUCGACUACCUCCCAGAAACCAUCACACCUAGAGGACCACUGCAUAGGUGUAACAUUGCAGUGAUCUUCAUGACUGAAAUGGUGGUGGACCACAGCGUGAGAGAAGACUGGGCUUUACAUCUGCCCCUCCUGCUGCAUGCCCUCUUCUUGGGUCUGGACCACUAUCGACCAGAGGUCUAUGAACACAGCAAACGUCUCCUUCUCCACCUCCUCAUCGCUCUCUCCUGCAACAACAACUUCCAGGUAAUAGCCUCAGUUCUGAUGCUGACGAGAGAGAUCAGUGACAACAAGACCCUCACCAUUAAGUCCAGCUACCACUCAGAGUACCAGCAGUCACAUGCGCCUGACUUCCUGCGCGAGUGGCAGGCGUCUCCAAUGGCCGACUCUGGCCUGAGCUCCACCUCCAACUCCUCCGUUGCCAGUCUGGGUGGCGGCAGCAUUGCAGGCAGUCUUGGGAAUUUGCCCCUCGUAACCCCUGACGACCUGGAGGACCUCGAGGAUAUGCCCAACGAGACCGAGGAGAAGACCAACAAACUCAUCGAGUUCCUCUCCACCAGAGCGUUCGGGCCGCUGUGGGUGCACGAGGACAUCACACCAAAGAACCCCAACUCCAAGAGCACGGAGCAGCUCUCCAACUUCCUGCGCCACGUCGUCUCAGUCUUCAAGGAGUCCAAGUCAGACUUCCACCUGGAGCAGCAGCUGAGCGAUGUGGCUCUACAGACGGCUCUGUGCAGCUCCUCUCGUCACUACGCUGGCCGCUCCUUCCAGGUCUUCAGAGCCCUCAAACAGCCAAUCAACAACCACGCUGUCUCCGACCUGGUCUCACGCCUGGUAGAGGUGGUGGGGGAACACGGAGACGAAGUGCAGGGCUAUGUGAUGGAGGUGCUGUUGACACUGGAGUCUGUCGUGGUGAAUCUAGCAGAGUGUCUUAAAAACAGCGACCUUAUGGCAGCUCUAACCAGGACGUCCUCACCAGACUUCCUGACUAGUGAGAAACUGAUGAACAGAAAGAGCACAGGUCAGCUGAACUUCCCCGGCCCGGGGUUUGCCGGUCUGUCCUCUCAACGCCACCAGCGCUCCUACUCUGUCCCCAAGAAGUUUGGUGAAUGCAGCCACCCGCUGAGCGAUCCUCCUCGCAGUGCUACUCUGGAUCGAAUACAGGCCUGCAACAGUCAUGGCCUCUCCCGGACAGGAAGAACCCCCGGGUCCUGCACCUCAUCAACCAAUCGCAUUGAUCCCAGCGUGCUAUCAGAUCCCGCCCACGUUUCCCAUCCUUCAACAAUACUUGCCACAGUCUUCUGGGUGGCGGUGGCCCUCAUGGAGUCUGACUUUGAGUUUGAAUAUCAGAUGUCACUCCGACUCGUUCACAAGUUGCUGUCAAAGGUGCCCUUAGACAGAGCAGAGAACCGCGAACGCCUGGAGAAGCUGCAGGCUCAGCUGAGGUGGAGCGGCUUCUCUGGGAUUCAGCAGCUUUUGUUGAAGGGGUUCACCUCCCAGGCCACCUCUGACCUCACCCUACAGCUCUUCUGCCAGCUCACGCCAGUCUCCCGGGUGCCUGUUGUCGACAGCUCGCAGUCUAUAGGGUUCCCGCUGAAUGUGCUUUGUCUGCUGCCUCACCUGGUGCUGCACUUUGGCCAUCCUACUCAGUUUUGUAAGGAGAGCGCUGAGAGGAUCGCACAGGUGUGUUUAGUGGAAAAGAACACAAAGCUGUCCCAUUUGGCCCAUGUGAUGACUCUGUAUAAAACACGCUCCUACACGCGGGACCCUUUCUCCUGGGUCAGUGUGGUGUGCCGCUACCUCCAUGAGGCUUUCUGUGACAUCACACUCAACAUGGUCACCUACAUGGCUGAGCUGCUGGAUAAGGGCCUUCCCAGCAUGCAACAGUCUCUCCUGCAGAUCAUCUACUGCCUGCUCAGCCACAUGGACCUGACCGCCGUACAUGUCAAACAGUUCAACGCUGAUGUCACCAAGACCAUCGAGAAGUUUGUCCAGACGGUACACUGGAAGGAUGCCUUAAACAUCUUGAAGCUGGUGGUGUCCCGCUCUGCCAGCCUAGUUCAUCCGUCGUACCGCCACUCGCAGGGAGACCUGUCCAACCUGGAGGUCAGCAGGGUGUGGGACGGCUCAGCCAAAGCUCUGCCUGGGAAAACCCUGGACUUCACCUUUGACAUCUCAGAGACUCCAGUGAUCGGGCGUCGUUUCGAUGAGCUCCAGGGUUCAGGGGGGAGAGAGGGGAAGGCCAGAGCCAUGGCUGUCACCCGCAGCACUUCCUCCACCUCCUCCGGAUCCAACUCCAACACUAUCCUGGUUCCCGUCAGCUGGAGGAGACCACAAUCCUCUCAGAAAAGAACAAGAGAAAAGCUGGUGAACGUUUUGUCUCUUUGUGGACAAGAAGUUGGACUCACCAAGAACCCAUCUGUGAUCUUCUCAUCGUGUGGCGACUUGGACAUGAUGGAGGUGCGUGAGAGUGGUGUGUCUUCUGAGGAGGGAGGAACCAGAGAGGACACGCUGGACGACACCGCCAGCGAGCAGCAGUUCAGAGUUUUCAGAGACUUUGACUUCCUGGACGUGGAGCUGGAGGACGGAGAGGUGAUCCAGGGCGAGACCGUUGAUAACUUUAACUGGGGCGUGCGUCGGCGCUCCCUGGACAGCACAGAGCUGGGCGACAUGUUGGAAGAGAGCCAGCACUCAGGCAGCACCCCUAGUCUGGGUCAUGAAGACCCCCAUGAUUCAGACGAGUCCUCGGAGGAAGAGGAGUCCUCAACGAGCCAGAGCCUCUCUCACUCUCAACUCACUAACCCUUCUCCAUCGGAGGAAACCAAUCACACUGAUUCUCUAUCCACUUCCUACGACACAUCUGCCGACCCACAAUCCUUCAAUGCCACCACACCGGGCCAGGGAGGGCUCCUUGACGAUCUACAUUUACAUGGGAGGAUGUGUGGGGAGGAUGAGGACACUCAGGCCCCGGAUGACGAGCUGUCGCUGAGCACCAACGAUCUGCCUCAAGGCUCGGACUGCGGCGAGAGCUUCACCCUGGAGUUGCCGGGGCAACCUCUGGAUCUUAUGUCCAAUCGGGACCACAGCCUCAACGCAGACUACUGCCAACCGCCGCUGGACUUUCUAGACCCCAACUGUCUGCCCAGCUUACGUGAUGAUGUAGAUGACUUGGAAGACCUUGGUUUUCCUCCUCCCCCUUCUCCAUUUUUCUCCGCCAUCUUGGCAGCCUUCCAACCCACAGUGUGUGACGAUGCUGAGGAUGCAUGGCGUUGUCAUAUCAACCAGCUUGUGACUGACUCGGAUGGUUCCUGUGCCGUUCACACUUUUCAAGUCUUCUCAUCUCUCUUUAAGAACAUCCAAGGUAAAUUCUGCCUCCUGACAACUGAUGUUGCCACUUACCUUGGAGAAGGCUUAAGGGGCAUCGGGUCAAAGUUCCAAAGGUCCUCACAGAUGCUGACAACAUGCUCAGAUUGUCCCACAAUCUACAUUGAUGCCGACACGAUCAUGUCCUAUGGUCUCCUUGAGAAGAUGAAGUUCAGUGCGCUGGAGCUGCAGGAGUACCUGGACACCUACAACACCAAAGAGGACUCUGCACUAUCGUGGCUGAGAAACUGUAAGGACACAUUUCCCAGGUGCCCCGGUGACAGUAUAGUUUCCUGCCAGCCUGGAGACUCAGAAGAGAAGCAACUGGAGCUCUGUCAGAGGCUCUACAAGCUGCAUUUUCAGCUUCUUCUCCUGUUCCAGUCCUACUGCUCGCUCAUUGGUCAAGUUCAUGCUGUCAGCUCUGUGCCUGAACUUCUGAACAUGUCUCGGGAGCUCACUGAUCUGAGGACCAGCCUGCAGGCAGCAGAGGCGGCUGUAGCGAGCGACCUGGAACACAAACACUUGGCCCACACUCACGCACACGCCUCCCAGGUGGCCGCCAUGGUUGUGCCCAUCUUCCCCAGCUCUGAGGCAGCUGUACAGGCCAUACUGGAGUGCCUUAAGAACCACGAGUUUACCAAAGCUGUGCGCUACAUCCAGGAGUGCAGGUGAGUUACACUUCUGUCAAAAGAUGUUAUCA
Notothenia coriiceps (black rockcod) is the source of this 9339-nucleotide messenger RNA. RefSeq names its product protein furry homolog. NCBI's taxonomy places the organism in Eukaryota, Metazoa, Chordata, Actinopteri, Perciformes, Nototheniidae. The transcript is spliced from 63 exons. The record is from RefSeq and is a predicted model, not a curated record. Gene Ontology annotation, cellular component: site of polarized growth; cell cortex. Gene Ontology annotation, biological process: cell morphogenesis; neuron projection development. Bases 564 to 9311 code for a protein of 2915 amino acids.